AGGUUCCCGGUGUCGCCAUAUGCAUCAUGGCGGCGCCCAAGCACGGUGGUCUCGAGAAAGCAGCUGUUGGCGUUUUGACAAGAGCUGUUGAGCAUGACCAAGCUUCGCGUUACACAUCUGCACUGGUAUGCUACCAGGAGGGAAUACAGCUGCUUAUGGACGCACUUAAAGAAACUUCAGACGCUAUCAAGCGAGAUCAUCUUAGGAAUCGGGCGAAGGAAUACAUGGACAGGGCCGAAAAAAUUAAAGAACAGGUUCGAAAGGAAAAGGCUGCUGGGACAUACCACGAGCAAAUCCAUAUCGAAAGCGGCUCUGCUGGCCAUAGUUAUGAUCAAACGUUCGGACAUUUACUGGAUGACAUGGUGACAUCCGUGGAGGUCGACGAUGCUUACGUUCGGUCGGUACACCAGGUUCAGAACUUUGUUCGUCUGUGUGAGCUGCUGAAAAAAAAGUGCCCAUGUUUUAAGCGAAUCAAGCUGACGACGGGACUUGAUCAGCGUGAUCAGCAGUCUCAGCUUGAUAGGUUGUCACAAGUCAAGGCUAGUCUUGCCGACAAUGGCAUCACCAUGGCUAUAGAGUAUUCUGAAACCCUGCAUGAUCGAGAAAUAAGGCUAGAUACUGGCUGGAUUAUCAAGAUAGGAAGAGGCCUGGAUUACUUUCGCCCAACUGCCAACAAAUUCAGUCUUGGGUUCUUUGACCAUGACCUCAGAACUUGUCAUGAGACAACCAUUGACAUUUUUCACAGAAACUAUGUGCAUACAUCAUAACAGUGCACUUGUUUUCAACAUCUUUUCUAUGUGCAUAAAUAAAUGUAUGAUUUUUUACAGAUA
This is a messenger RNA of Dermacentor albipictus, 830 nucleotides long. RefSeq names its product MIT domain-containing protein 1-like. The record is from RefSeq and is a predicted model, not a curated record. Lineage: Eukaryota; Metazoa; Arthropoda; Arachnida; Ixodida; Ixodidae.